Molecule: messenger RNA, 1005 nt
Organism: Microthlaspi erraticum
Lineage: Eukaryota; Viridiplantae; Streptophyta; Magnoliopsida; Brassicales; Brassicaceae
Source: the annotation of a GenBank genome assembly
AUGGAUCCGUCCUCUGCAAACUCAGUGAACGGAUUCUACUCAUUUCUAAACAGAUCAAUGGACGAUCUCGAGAGGGUUUAUCUCUCAAACAACUUCAUGUCCGUACACUUUCUACAGAGAGCUCUCUGUCUUCUCCGUACCUCUCACUCGCAUCUCACUCUCCUCGUUCAAAAGCUUCAGCUUCCCGUCGGCGACAAAUGGCUCGAUGAGUAUAUGGACGAAAGCUCCAAGCUUUGGGAAGCUUGCCUCGUCAUCAAAUCCGCCGUUUCUUCUAUCGAAAACUUCUCUUCCGCCGGAAUUUCCAUCGCUUCCACCCUCGACGGCCACCGUCGUCUCUCCCCCCAGCUUUCUCGUCAGGUGAUAAGGGCGAUAUCAGGGUGUAGGAGAGAGGCGAUUGGGAUAGAGGAAGAGAACAGAGCUUUAAUGGAGAAUCGAGCUCAAAGGUUUCCGUUUUGGUCGGAGCAGACGGCUGCGACGGUGCUUGAGUCGUCGACGAAGCUACAGAACGGAUUCAGUGGUUUUCGCGGCGUACUGUACGCGACGAGGAACAUGAGUUCGCUUCUACUUAUGGUUUUGAUGAACGGUCUCGUCUACUGUUUCCCCGGCGACGCAGCGUUAUCGCAGACGCAGACGCAAACACAAACGCAGAAUCAAGUCGGCGGUUUCGCCGGAGCGAUGGGGAGGUUGCAGCAGAGAGUGGCGGCUGAGGUGGGGAGGAUGGGGAUUCGGAAAGGAAUAUUGAUGCAUGAAUACCGACGGAGCAAGGCGGCGUUGGAGGAGCUUAAGGCGGAGCUUGAGCGGAGAUUCUGCGGCGGGAGAGGCGGCGGAGGAGGAGAAAGCGAGGAGGAGGAAGAGAGGGAGUUGACAGAGAGAGUGGAGAAUCUAAAAGGGUAUUUUGGGAACUUGAGGAAUGGGACAGAGAGUAUAGUGGCGCAAAUCGAUGAUUUCUUUGAUGAAAUUGUUGAAGGAAGAAAAAAGCUUUUGGAUUUCUGCAGCCAUAGAUGA